AUGAAUAGUAGCAUAUGGAUACAACUUGUUACACUAAUUGUUUGUAUAAUAAUAGUUGCAUGUAAAGAUUAUUAUGAGAUAUUAGGCGUAAAACGAGAUGCUAGUGAUAAAGAAAUUAAACGACGUUUUCGUCAAUUAGCUUUAAAAUAUCAUCCAGAUAAAAAUAAAGAUCCAAAAGCUGAAGACAAAUUUCGUUCCAUAGCUGAAGCAUAUGAUAUAUUAAGUGAUCCAACUAAACGUGAACAAUAUGAUUGGCACGGUCAUGAAUCAUUUACAUCAUCAAAUUCAAAUCAUUAUUCAAAUUUUCAUUUUAAUAUGAAUGAUUUUUUUCAACAUUUUGAUUCAGACUCAUCUAAUUUUUAUCAAGCUGAUCAUAAUCAUUUUGGUUUCAAUUUUGAUUCAUUGUUUGAUGAUGAAGAUGAUAGUUAUGAAACAGAUUAUUAUUCUAAUGGAAAUUAUUUUGAUUUUGGUGAUUUUGGUAGUGAUUUAUUUGAUAGAAGUGAUAAUAUGUAUGUUCACACAUCGGAUUCUUCUCAACGACAUUGUCGAACGUAUACAACAAGACAAGGAAAUACAGUAUCGACCGUAACAGAGUGUUCUUAA
Rotaria sordida is the source of this 603-nucleotide messenger RNA. NCBI's taxonomy places the organism in Eukaryota, Metazoa, Rotifera, Eurotatoria, Philodinida, Philodinidae. The record is from the annotation of a GenBank genome assembly.